AUGCUUGCAGGAAAAGGAUACUCGUGGAAGGCCGCUAAAGCACGGCUGCCACCAUCACGGCAGGUCAUACACACAGUGCGGAACCCAAGGUUUCUGGUGUCAGUCGGUCUGGUUGCCGCGAUUUUGCUGCUAUGGCGGUCAAUGGGGUCCGCAGCACAAGAGGUGCAGAGAUUCUACUGCUUCGGCCCCUCAAAACCUCCAAUGCACAUGACAGCGAACGAGAACGAAGACUGGCAUGCGCAUCUAAACACACCUGUGAUAUUCAACCACCACAAGCCAGUAGAGGUCAAUUCCACCGAUAUUGAGCAUGUAGACCUAAACAAGAUCACAUCGACCGUUGAUGCAGCGAAGAACAAGGAGCGCGUCCUGAUCCUUACUCCGCUUCGCGAUGCCUCAUACUACCUUGCGAAACACUUCGACCUCCUCACCUCGCUCACUUAUCCCCACGAGCUGAUCGAUUUGGCUUUUUUGGUCGGCGAUUCGACCGACGAUACUAUGGCUGCGUUGGCAAAGGAGCUGGAGAGAGUGCAAAACAACCCUGAAGUUGCUUUCAGGUCGACGAUGAUCAUUGAGAAGGACUUUGGUGUCACACUCUCGCAAAGUGUCGAGGACAGACAUAGCUUCGAAGCACAAGGCCCGCGGAGAAAGGCACUAGGUAAAGCCAGGAACUACCUGCUAUACACUGCGUUGAAACCAGAGCACAGCUGGGUUUACUGGAGGGAUGUGGACAUUGUCGAUAGUCCGUCCAAGAUCAUCGAGGACUUCGUGGCACAUGACCGGGAUGUCCUUGUCCCUAAUAUCUGGUUCCACCGCUACAAGGAGGAGAACGGCAAGAUGGUCGAUAUCGAAGGGCGCUUCGAUUACAAUUCCUGGCAGGAAUCUCCCGAAGGUCUCAAACUCGCUUCCACCCUCAACAAAGAUGUAGUCCUUGCAGAAGGCUAUAAACAAUACCCCACGAACCGCAAGUACAUGGCCAAGAUGGGCGAUUGGCGCGCCGACAAGGAUGAAGAAAUACCCCUAGACGGCAUCGGUGGCGUUAACAUCAUUGUAAAAGCAGACGUGCACCGUUCUGGCAUAAACUUCCCAAGCUACGCAUUUGAAAACCAGGCCGAGACAGAAGGGUUUGCGAAGAUGGCUAAGAGAGCAGGCUAUGGCGUUUAUGGGUUACCGAAUUAUGUCGUAUGGCAUAUCGAUACCGAUGAAAAACCUGGCAAUGCUUAG
Alternaria postmessia is the source of this 1221-nucleotide messenger RNA. RefSeq lists its product as uncharacterized. Lineage: Eukaryota; Fungi; Ascomycota; Dothideomycetes; Pleosporales; Pleosporaceae. Gene Ontology annotation, biological process: cell wall mannoprotein biosynthetic process; protein N-linked glycosylation. The coding region runs from base 1 to 1221 and encodes 406 amino acids. Gene Ontology annotation, molecular function: alpha-1,6-mannosyltransferase activity. The record is from RefSeq and is a predicted model, not a curated record. The transcript is spliced from 5 exons. Gene Ontology annotation, cellular component: mannan polymerase complex.